AUGAAGUUCACCGACUCACCCGUGAUAGAGCUCCCGGUUCGAACCGCCGUCCUUUCCCUCCAACAGGACAACGGCUCCCUCCACGUCGGCACCUCCGUCUGGCCCUGUUCCCUGGUCCUCGUCAAAUUCGCCGAGCGCUGGGCCCCACCCAGCCCCGAUGCCCAAAACCCUUACGCCAACCUCCUCGACUUCCACGGCAAGCGAGCCGUGGAGCUCGGCGCCGGCUGCGGAGCCGCCGGCAUGGGCCUUUAUCUGCUCGGCUUGACCGACCUCGUCCUUACCGAUAUUCCCGCGGUCAUGCCCGCACUGAAGCACAACCUCAAGCGCAACAAGCCGGUCCUGGGGAAGACGCUCAAGCACGCCAUCGUGCACUGGAACAAGGCGGCGGAUCAGGCCAAGUCCUUGAGCCCUCCAUACGACGUCGUCGUGGCGACGGACGUCGUUUACAUAGAGGAGACUGUGGGCCCGCUCGUGUCCACCAUGGAGGGGCUGGUGAAGGACGACGGCGUCGUUUUGCUCGGGUACCAGCUGAGGUCUCCGGAAGCACACCAACUGUUCUGGGAAAUGUGUGAGAGGGCUUUUGUGAUAGAGAAAGUUCCGCACCAGGAUUUGCACCCGGAUUAUGCGUACGAAGAGGCUGAUGUGUUUGUCUUGCGCAAGAAACAAAAAGGAGGGCUGACUCAGGAUGCUGCUCCCGACUCUGUGUGA
Messenger RNA from Prunus armeniaca (apricot), 708 nucleotides. The record is from the annotation of a GenBank genome assembly. NCBI's taxonomy places the organism in Eukaryota, Viridiplantae, Streptophyta, Magnoliopsida, Rosales, Rosaceae.